Messenger RNA from Peronospora matthiolae, 498 nucleotides. Lineage: Eukaryota; Oomycota; Peronosporomycetes; Peronosporales; Peronosporaceae. The record is from the annotation of a GenBank genome assembly.
AUGACGGAUGGCAAGAAGGCCCCUCUGUUAAGUAAGGCCACACAGAUACCUCCUCGCACUAGGCAAUCGUCCGUUCCCACCGCGUCUCCGCUUAAUGGUGGCCACGCCGCUCGGGGCGGGGCUUCUCGCGUUAGUGAUCCAAUGACGAGCGAGUUCGAUCCGGGUGCGAACAAGACAAAGAGGGAUGUGCGCUUCGCAGCGGCUCCGUCUAGUCGGGCGACAGAACCUGCUGUGAAGCUACCCGAGAAUUCGCAGGUUAACAAGGAUGAAGGUUCAGGAAAGCCACCUCUCUCGAAGUCGAAGGCUCCUGCCCAGAUAAUUCUACGAAUACGGUCACUGACAACAAGAAACCACCUCGACCGAUUAGGACGAACAGCCAAGGCAGCUGUUCGUCCUAAUGUAAACUCGUCCACGAUCCUAUCCACGCCAUCACCCUUCGAUUCUUCGAAGGCGAACGCUCAGCGCACGCAGGCGAUUUGGAACUGGACCAAAUGCUAA